AUGGGGAAACAGAGGCACAAAGCGGAAACGUGCAGCCGAGGCACAUGCAUAUGCACACAUAUCUAUAUCUAUAUCUGUAUCUGUAUCUGUAUCUGUAUCUAUAUCUAUAUCUAUAUCUAUAUCUAUAUCUAUAUCUAUAUCUAUAUCUAUAUCUAUAUCUAUAUCUAUAUCUAUAUCUAUAUCUAUAUCUAUAUCUAUAUCUAUAUCUAUAUCUGUAUCUGUAUCUGUAUCUGUAUCUGUAUCUGUAUCUAUAUCUAUAUCUAUAUCUGUAUCUGUAUCUGUAUCUAUAUCUGUAUCUAUAUCUAUAUCUAUAUCUAUAUCUAUAUCUAUAUCUAUAUCUAUAUCUGUAUCUAUAUCUAUAUCUAUAUCUAUAUCUAUAUCUAUAUCUAUAUCUAUAUCUAUAUCUAUAUCUAUAUCUAUAUCUAUAUCUAUAUCUAUAUCUAUAUCUAUAUCUAUAUCUAUAUCUAUAUCUAUAUCUAUAUCUAUAUCUAUAUAUCUAUAUCUCCUAAAAUCCUAAAUCUAAAAUCUAAUAUCUAA
Molecule: messenger RNA, 537 nt
Organism: Volvox carteri f. nagariensis
Lineage: Eukaryota; Viridiplantae; Chlorophyta; Chlorophyceae; Chlamydomonadales; Volvocaceae
Exons: 1
Coding region: 1-537 (178 amino acids)
Source: RefSeq, a predicted model, not a curated record